Molecule: messenger RNA, 2013 nt
Organism: Penicillium canescens
Lineage: Eukaryota; Fungi; Ascomycota; Eurotiomycetes; Eurotiales; Aspergillaceae
Product: DEAD/DEAH box helicase
Exons: 2
Coding region: 79-2013 (644 amino acids)
Molecular function (GO): hydrolase activity; ATP binding; DNA binding
Source: RefSeq, a predicted model, not a curated record
GAUCCACUAUCGAUAAGAUAUUUGCACUGUUUGCUCUGAUUAUCCUUGAGCUUCGCAACGAGCAACUUCAACCUCUGCAUGGAGUUCUUACGCUGUGUCUCGCGAUUGAGACUUCCGGGGAAAUAUUUGGCAAGGAGGCCUCUGGUGCUGAGUUUGUCGCAUCAUGUACGGUUUAAUUCGACCAAGCCCUCCCUCCCAACGGGCAUUGUGCUUCGCGACUACCAAGAAGAGGCCAUUCAAUCCGUUUUGAAGUACUUGGGCGAAGGCCACCGGCGCCUAGGAAUCUCACUUGCAACAGGAGCUGGAAAGACAGUGAUCUUCACACAGCUCAUCAACCGAAUCCCUCCGCGAGAUGCGAGAGCCACCAAAACCAUGAUUAUUGUACAUCGCCGGGAACUCGUUGAUCAAGCUGCAAGGCACUGUCGUCUCGCAUAUCCAGACAAACUGGUGGAAAUCGAAAUGGGCAAGGAUACUGCGACAGGCGCAGGGGACAUUAUCAUCGCGUCAGUACAGACAUUAUCGCGCGGGCGCGUUUACAAGUUCGAUCCUAGCGCAUUUAAGCUCGUAUUAGUGGAUGAGGCACAUCAUAUUGUUGCAAGGUCAUACCGCGACGCUCUGGGACACUUUGGAUUGAACGAGCAAUCUGCAAAUGGACCAAUAUUGGUGGGUGUCUCGGCCACUUUUUCGCGGUUUGAUGGUCUCAAGUUGGGUGCGGCCAUUGAUCAUAUUGUCUAUCACAAAGACUAUGUGGAUAUGAUCCGCGAGAAUUGGUUGGCAAACGCCGUCUUUACGACUGUCAAGUCUGGGGCCAAUUUGUCCAAAGUCAAGAAAGAUAAUUUCGGGGACUUUGCUCUGGCCUCACUUUCCGAAGCUGUUAAUACCGCAACCAUAAACAGUAUCACAGUUCGUGCUUGGAUGGCGAAUGCUGCAGAACGAAAGUCUACAUUGGUCUUUUGCGUUGAUAUUGAGCACGCACGUCAGCUCACUGCUACCUUCCGUGACCAUGGUGUUGAUGCAAGGUAUAUCACUGCUAGCACCCCUAAACGUAAGCGCGCAGAAGAGCUACGGGCUUUCAAAGACCAGGAAUUUCCAGUCUUGUUGAACUGUGGUCUUUUCACAGAGGGCACAGAUAUCCCAAACAUCGACUGCGUGCUUUUGGCUCGACCGACCAGAUCUCGGAACCUGCUCAUCCAAAUGAUUGGGCGUGGACUUCGGCUGUUCCCUGGAAAGAAGGAUUGCCAUAUAAUAGACAUGGUAGCCUCCCUGGCAACCGGAGUCCUAUCGACACCGACUCUAUUCGGCUUAGACCCGGAUGAAGUCCUGGACAACUCCAGUGCGGAAGAUAUACAAGAGAAACUGGACAAGCCCAAGGAAGAAGCACCCGGCCCUGAUAUUGCUGAGCUAUAUGACGGCUCAGACAACGACUUGAAACUCCAAUUCACAACAUAUGAUAGUAUCUACGACCUCCUAGGAGACAUGCAAUCCGAGCGACAUAUCAGGUCACUAAGUCCGCACUCUUGGGUCCGAGUCGGCGACGACAGAUACAUGCUUUCUGAUGCAUCCGGCUGGAUGACAAUCGAAAAAGACGACGACUUAUUCACCGCACACCACGUCAUGAAAUUCAAGGACCCAAUAAAGGAAGUCCUGCAAUACACGCGCCCGCGCAAGGUUGCUUCCGGGCCUGAUUUGGAGACCAUUGUGAGGUCGGCAGAUACCUAUGCCAAUAGCAAAUUCGAUCAGCAUUACAUAUCCACUCGGAAGCCUUGGCGACGGGCCCCGGCAACACCUGGUCAGAUCAAGUUGCUGAAUGCAGCUCGUAUUCGUGACCGCACAGUAAAGGAGGAAGAUCUGACUCGUGGCCAGGCAGCUGAUAUGAUCACGAAGCUGAAAUAUGGGGGCAAGAAACGCUUCAAGGAUUUGGAGACUGAGAAGCGGAAGAAGCUGCGGCAAGUGGAUGAUAUGGAUAAGCUGCAGAGAAGGGUCGAUGUGAAGGUUGGGCCUGUGGAGGGUUGA